This is a messenger RNA of Eriocheir sinensis (Chinese mitten crab), 2858 nucleotides long. It is a transcript of the gene Cdc5, whose product is annotated as cell division cycle 5-like protein. The transcript is spliced from 9 exons. Gene Ontology annotation, molecular function: RNA polymerase II transcription regulatory region sequence-specific DNA binding; DNA-binding transcription factor activity, RNA polymerase II-specific. Bases 120 to 2843 code for a protein of 907 amino acids. Gene Ontology annotation, biological process: regulation of transcription by RNA polymerase II; mRNA splicing, via spliceosome. Gene Ontology annotation, cellular component: spliceosomal complex; Prp19 complex. The record is from RefSeq and is a predicted model, not a curated record. Lineage: Eukaryota; Metazoa; Arthropoda; Malacostraca; Decapoda; Varunidae.
GUCUCCUCCUCCUCGCUGUAAACAAACCCACCAGCGGCGCGCCACGGGGACCCAAAAAGUCUCAUAUUUAUCGUGUUUUCUCCUUUAUUCUCGCGUUGUGAGGGAAGACCACCACCAAGAUGCCUCGAGUAAUGAUCAAGGGAGGAGUAUGGCGGAACACGGAGGACGAGAUCUUGAAGGCGGCUGUCAUGAAGUACGGCAAGAACCAGUGGUCUCGUAUCGCCUCACUCCUCCACCGCAAGUCCGCCAAGCAGUGCAAGGCCAGGUGGUUCGAGUGGCUGGACCCGAGCAUCAAGAAGACCGAGUGGAGCCGCGAGGAGGAUGAGAAACUCCUCCACCUGGCCAAGCUAAUGCCGACGCAGUGGCGGACCAUUGCGCCGAUCAUAGGACGCACGGCAGCCCAGUGUUUGGAGCGCUAUGAAUACCUCCUGGACCAGGCACAGAAGGGGGAGGAGGAGGAUGCUGUGGAUGACCCGAGGAAACUCAAACCCGGGGAGAUUGACCCGAACCCCGAGACCAAGCCAGCGCGACCUGACCCCAAGGACAUGGACGAGGAUGAGCUGGAGAUGCUGUCAGAGGCUCGCGCUCGUCUGGCCAACACUCAGGGGAAGAAAGCCAAGAGGAAGGCCCGGGAGAAGCAGCUGGAGGAAGCGCGCCGUCUAGCAGCUCUUCAGAAACGCAGGGAGCUCCGCGCGGCCGGCAUCGACCUCCCACAGAAGCGGAAGAAGCGGAAGGGAGUGGACUACAACGAGGAGAUUCCGUUCGAGAAGAAACCGGCGAAGGGGUUCUACGACACCUCCCAGGAGACUUACAACCCCAUGCAGCCGAAUUUUAAGAGGUUACGGCAGCAGCACUUGGACGGGGAGAUGCGGUCGGAGCGAGAGGAGAGGGAGCGGAAGAAGGAUCGGCAGAAGUUGAAGGAGCGGAAGGAGCAGGGUGUCCCGUCGUCGGUGUUUGAGAAUGGGAACAGUGAGGCACGGACCAAGAGGAGCAAGCUGGUGCUGUCCUCCCCGCAGAUCUCCGAGGAUGAGCUGCACCAGGUCGUCAAGCUCGGCAAGGCAUCCGAAGCCGCCCGCGAGCUCGCCGAAGAGGUUGGCGGCAGUGACAUUGGUGGUGGGGCAUCUCAGGCUCUUCUGGGGGAGUACACCGUCACCCCAGGCCAGGCUCUCCGCACCCCCCGCACCCCCGCCGACAUGGACCGGGUCAUGCAGGGCGCACACGACAUCAUGGCACUCACCCAUGUCGACACACCAUUGAAGGGCGGCACCAACACCCCAUUGAACGUGCAGGAUUUCGGAGGUGUGGAACCCUCGAAAGCCUCCGUCCAGACCCCAAACACUGUCCUCGGCACGCCAUUCCGCACCCCACAGGCCGGUCUCACCCCAGGGCAAGCUGCCACACCCCAGGCUACCCCCCGCGGCCACCCCCUCGCGAUUACGACCCCCGGCGCGACCCCAAUCCGUGACAAGCUCAGUAUUAACGAGGAGAGUGCCCUAGUGCCUAUUGAAGACCGACAGGCACUGAGGGCGUACCAGCGUGGGGUCAGGGAGGCACUGCAGAUGGGGCUGAAGGGACUCCCGGCGCCCAAGAACGACUUUGAGAUCGUCGUCCCGGAGCAGGAUGAGUUGGGACAGGUUGGGGAUGAGGAGGGGCAAGCCGGAAGUGGAUCAGUGGAGGACCAAGCGGAUGUGGAUGCCAGGGCGAUCGCAGAAGCACAGGCUCAGCGCGAGGCCGAGAUGAAACGGCGCAGCCAGGCAGUUCAGCGCAACCUCCCUCGGCCCCAGGAGGUCAACGCAUCCGUCCUGCGCCCCAUGCAUGCCGACGCGCACCUCUCGGACCAGCAGAAGGCGGAGGAGCUGAUCAAGAGGGAGAUGGUCACUAUGUUACACUAUGACGCCCUACACACCCCUGUCGCGUUAGGGGCGUCUCGGAAAGGUAACAUCGCUGCAGAGGCCCUCCAUCGCGACCACCUUGAACGUCACCCUUAUAGACGCUACGAGGAGGAUGAGCUGGAUGUCGCAAGGUCACUGCUGAAGGACGAGAUGGGUGUGGUCAAACAGGGCAUGGGACACGGUGACCUGACCCUCGACGCUUACUCCCAGGUGUGGGAGGAGUGUCUGGCCCAGGUGCUGUUCCUUCCAAGCCAGAGCAAAUACACCCGCGCCAGUUUAGCGAGCAAGAAGGACCGGAUCGAGUCUCUGGAGAAGCGACUUGAGCAGAACCGACAGCACAUGGCCAAACAGGCGAAGAUUGCAGCCAAGUUGGAGAAGAAGCUGAAGAUUCUGAUGGGGGGAUACCAGGCACGCGCAGCAUCCCUCUCGGCCAGUCUCCAAGAUUCCGUCAGCCAAGUGGAGACGGCAAUGCUCGAGCACUCCACGUUCUCCUUCCUCAAGCAGAUGGAGACCGUUGCCAUCCCGAGGAGACUUGACACGAUCUCCGAGGACGUGGCGAGGCAGACCGAGAGGGAGAAGGAGCUGCAGAGGAGAUACGAGCUUCUUCAGAGGGAGCUUGAGGACUUGAAGGGUGCGCCAGCUACCAUGGGAGAUGCGACCACUACGGUUUUAAGUAGUAGUAGUAGUGCGGUUGAAUCUACCGUCGCCGCUACAAAUCCUACCACGGCUACCGCACCUGCGACUACCGGGACAGGUUCGGUUGAGUCGUUCGGCGGUAGCAGUAGUAGCAGCAGUGGUGAUGGUGAUGAUGGGGGUGAUGAUGGUGGUAGUGAGGUGGAUGGUGACGCGGAUGAGGAUGGUGGUGGUGGUGAUGGGGGUGAAGUGGAGGAGGAGGAGGAGGAGGAGGAGGAAGAGGAAGAGGAGGAGGAGGAGGAUAUGGAGCAGGAUUAGGGAGUGUGUUUGUGU